Microthlaspi erraticum is the source of this 435-nucleotide messenger RNA. NCBI's taxonomy places the organism in Eukaryota, Viridiplantae, Streptophyta, Magnoliopsida, Brassicales, Brassicaceae. The record is from the annotation of a GenBank genome assembly.
AUGGCAAUUCUAAAUGGGUGUUUGUCUGAUGAGUUUGAUAUUCAGUCUGAUGAGGUCAAAUUCUUUGGAGCUUACAAAUCGACAAUGGGUCGCCCUAAAGGCAGUGGCACGGUGGAUGUCGAGGUCAUGCUUGAUGAUAAACCUUUGUUUAGGAUGAAGACUACGUGUAAAAUGAGCGCCAUACCGAUUGCAGAGUGGUACAAGACGUCCAUAGAUGCAACAGUCGACAAGACGAAUCCCGCGUGGCAAAACCCUGAUUGGUACAGCAAGCUCGAAGGAACCAUGACCGUCACUCAUGUGGAAGGCGAUGCCUUUGCCCGUGCGACAUGGACCAUAGAGUAUGAGAAGACCCGCCCUGAAAUCGACGACCCAACAUUCAUCAGGGACAAUUGCCUCGAGUUCUUUACGGAAUUGGAUGAGUCUCUUCUUGAGUGA